Molecule: messenger RNA, 947 nt
Organism: Rosa chinensis
Lineage: Eukaryota; Viridiplantae; Streptophyta; Magnoliopsida; Rosales; Rosaceae
Exons: 3
Coding region: 184-678 (164 amino acids)
Source: RefSeq, a predicted model, not a curated record
AAUCAUGGUGCGCUGGGUUAACCCGCCGAAAUCGAAUUACCCGGCCCAUCUCACUUUGCUCUGCUGCUCCGUUUAUCUCUGAGAAUCCAAACAAACGGCGGGAAGAGAAGACUGGUCGGUCUAGGGUUUCAGACUUUCAGUGUGGCAUGUGAAUCAGGUUGAAUUAUCAGUCACUCAGUGCAAAUGAAGGUGAGGGUGGUGUGUAGGAAAGUGCGUGAUUACAUUCGAUAUGAUCUGAAAGAGAUCGCGUUUCCGUCAUCACUGCCAGACCCUCCUCAUAUCAAGAAGCGGCGCAAGCUCACCUGGCACGAGCGCUUCUUGGUGUUGAAGGAGGCUUCUAGGCUUUAUGCUGCCAGCUGGGUGCGGGAUAUUGGUCCUGAACUGCGGCCUAAUGAUUAUAAGAAGGAUGAAGAAAGUGAGAGUGAACCUGGUGGAUCAAAGAGCACAACUAAAGACAAAGAGCCCUCAACAUUAGAGGAUCUUGCUGUCGCUGCUAGAGGAGGAAUGGAGACAUUAAAGCCCGCUCUGCAACGGAUCUACAUGACAAGAGCUUCUGCAUAUAGGGAUGCUCUUAAAAGUUUUAUCCAUGGGUACCAAGAAGGCAUUCAGCAAGUCGUGGAGAAAAAGGAAGAUUCUAAAUCCGACCAGGAAAGUGAUGUACAAAAUAAAUCUACUUGACAUCGUUUCAAAAGGCGGUAUCACUAGGGUUCCUCAGCACACCAACUUUUUGCGGAAGUUGUUGACGCGGCUACUAAAUAAGUUCUUGAGCUUCACUGUAUCUCAUUUGCUUUUCAUUUUCGCUUUUUUGAACAUCAGUCAUGAUAGUUCAUUCGAGUGUUGAGUACUAUGGAGCACAUUCGAGAAAGAGAAAUGUAAAUAUAAUGGAAUAUACUUCAGUUUGUAGACUACUCAAGUACUGGUGUGAAAUUUAAUUUGCCAAUUCGAUA